Molecule: messenger RNA, 463 nt
Organism: Labeo rohita (rohu)
Lineage: Eukaryota; Metazoa; Chordata; Actinopteri; Cypriniformes; Cyprinidae
Product: histone H2A-like
Exons: 1
Coding region: 27-413 (128 amino acids)
Cellular component (GO): nucleosome
Molecular function (GO): DNA binding; structural constituent of chromatin; protein heterodimerization activity
Source: RefSeq, a predicted model, not a curated record
UCGAGCGUAGAAAUCAACAGCUAACAAUGAGUGGCAGAGGCAAAACCGGUGGCAAGGCGAGAGCGAAGGCUAAGACUCGCUCAUCCAGGGCAGGGCUGCAGUUUCCCGUCGGUCGUGUUCACAGGCUUCUUCGCAAAGGCAAUUACGCUGAGCGCGUCGGUGCCGGUGCUCCCGUUUAUCUGGCGGCUGUGCUCGAGUAUCUUACUGCUGAGAUCUUGGAGUUGGCUGGAAACGCCGCGAGGGACAACAAGAAGACCCGUAUCAUUCCUCGUCACCUGCAGCUGGCGGUGCGCAAUGACGAGGAGCUCAACAAACUCCUGGGCGGAGUGACUAUCGCUCAGGGCGGCGUGCUGCCCAACAUCCAGGCUGUGCUGCUGCCCAAAAAGACCGACAAACCCGCCAAAACCAAAUAGGCUGUUUUAGGUUUUCUUCUGAAACCAAAGGCUCUUUUAAGAGCCACUCA